Messenger RNA from Atta colombica, 2210 nucleotides. RefSeq names its product receptor expression-enhancing protein 5-like. The record is from RefSeq and is a predicted model, not a curated record. NCBI's taxonomy places the organism in Eukaryota, Metazoa, Arthropoda, Insecta, Hymenoptera, Formicidae. The coding region runs from base 87 to 632 and encodes 181 amino acids. The transcript has 4 exons.
UCUAGUGGCAAACAGGUACAGGUGUACGAUUAACCAACGCUGUGCGUACGAUCUUUAUUGAAAGUCAGUUUAUUCCACGAAAAAGAAUGGCUCGAAUCAUCGCAGUAAAGGAAUACCUUGAGAAAAUGUUGAAGGAUGAGAGCAAACCGUGGACAAAGAUGUUCGCCCUUGCGGAAGAGAAGACCGGCAUCGAUCGGCUAUACAUUUUUGUCGGAUCAUUAAUAUUGCUGGCUAUAUAUCUGGUAUUUGGAUUAGGACAACAGCUAGUAUGUAAUAUAGUCGGUUUUGUUUACCCUGCAUACCAAUCUAUGAAAGCAUUGGAAAGUCCUAAGAAAGAGGAUGACACAAAAUGGCUCACUUAUUGGGUGGUUUUUGCUGUAUUUACUAUAGUAGAAUUCUUUUCCGAGUAUAUUGUCUCCUGGUUUCCAGUUUAUUGGCUGUUUAAGUGUGUAUUCUAUGUAUGGUUGAUGGCGCCAAUUGCCGAGUAUAAUGGUUCCUUGAUUCUAUAUCGUCGUAUCAUCCGUCCAAAGUUCAUUCAGUAUCAACCUGGAUUAGACAGAUUUUUGUCUAAUGCACGUGAGACAGCAGUUAAGACUGCGGCGGAAGCAUUGCUGACCAACAAGCAAGAAUAAUGAAGCUAUAAAUCAAACAAAUAGAAAGUCCAUUUGUGUCUUUCCCUUUUUACUCAUUCCUAGCGGAGAGAGCGUGAAUUUUGUGCUUUACCGAAUAUUACCGAGCGUUGUUACAUUAACGACUACAAAGAUGAAGAAAAUGCCAAACGAAUAGAAAUUUUGAUUAUCCUAGAUGUUAUAAGCAACUUUCAAAUGGAUCAGGGAAAACCAAAGUUAUCCAAAAUUGUGAAUAGAUAGUAAAUACGAAGGAUGCACGAAUGAAAAAAGCCUCCCUCUGAAAAUAAAUCAUUUACAGUACAAUAGCCUGCUUUCAGAAUUGCAAAAUGAUUUUAAAAAAAUUUCAGUAUGGAAAUAAGCGUUUUAUUUUCAGAUAAGCUCGGCUAUCGUUUAUAGAGAUUCUGAGCUAGCUGAAAACAAAACUUGGAGUGUUUUUGUAUAAAUAGGAUAGACUGAUCGUGUGUUUUUGCCAUUUCCGUAAUCUUUGAUGAUAUACUUGUGUUAAAAUAUUAUAAUUUUAGAGGAAAGUUUCACCAACAUUAAAGUCAUUCAUUAAUUAAUGAAUGAACGGCAUUCCGAACAGCAAUUGGAGAAAUUUUCUUGGUAAUAGAUGGCACACUCUUGGUGAUUUGCCAGAACCGCCAAAGAGGAGCUACCUGCGCGCGAAAAUUUCUUGGAUCUGCCGAGAAUCGAACUUUAGUUCCAGAUAAUAUAGCAUGAUAGAUUCGCACGCUGUCCAUUAUGCUAUGCUGGUACUCAACAAUCAUGUAAUUUAAUUAAUAAUCUUUUUCUAAAAUAACUAUUUCUUGGAGUAACGUUGAUUAUAUUGUUAAUAUUUCGAUUUUUUAUCUUAAAAUAUUUAUAAUAUUAAAAUUGAAAUAGAUAAGAAUCAAUGUUGGUGAAACGGCUUUUACUAGGUAUGUUUUAAUAGGUAAGUUGUUUAUUAGGCAUUGUUGAUAAGAAACUGGUAAGAUUGAUUUAAAUAUAUAAAAAUAGCAAAGAUUCAAGAUAAUCGGAAACAAUAUAUGAUAUAUUCAAAUACGUAAAGAUAUACGUCGAUAAAUCUAAUUUAAUUAAAAAUUGAAAUUUUUGAUGACAGUAUUGUCAUUCAAUUGUUAUAUCGUGAUGUAAGGCAAGACGUUUGAAACAAAUCAGGUAUUAUGCCUUCUAGUUAGUUCAUGAGUCGUCAAUGAAACGACACGCACAAUUAGCUUAAAAUUUGUACAUUAUAUAUGUGAGAUUGUAUCGUAACUUGCAUGCGAUUGUCUUAUGUUUAUAAUAUAAUCUACCAACAUCUUUAAACAGCUUCGAUUUUGAAGUAUAAGCUUAGGAGAUAUGUAUAUUGCUCAAAUUAAGCCACCGUCUUGUAAGCCACAACUUAAUAACCAUUUGUCCGACCAAGUCGGUGUUCCAUUUGUGGAUUCUAUGAAAAUCUAAUUUUUCUAUAUCUUCCGUCACUUUUAAAGUUCUUUAUACACAUAUGAAUGUUACUACUUGUUGCCGAAAGAUGAAUAUUACGGGUUUUAAAUAAAAUUGUAAAUUUAGAGGUAUUGACAAAAAUUAUAAGUCACUAUACACGCA